UGGAUGGGAUGUAUUCCCUCUACCGCACACGCUAAGUAAAGUAUUUCCCUCUCUUCUCCUCUGUACAUACUCAACAAAUUUUAUGCAUUCAAAUUUCAAUCAUUAUAGGGAAAAAAAAACUCUCUUUUUUUCUCUGUUGUUAGAACACAAACUUUCGAUUCUUUUUCAAUCAUACCCAUAUGCUCAAACUAAUUCUACUCGUUGCUUCGGCCACCAUUUUCAUCCUUCUCCUAAUUUCGAUCUUCCUUUUUCGCCUUAAGCUCUCUAAAAAUCACGACAUCGAGAACCCUUCCUCCAAGAAGAACAAGAAAACAGAGCACAGGCCACCGCCGCCGCCGCCGCCGGAGCUGACGACGUUUGAGGGCGGCGAAUAUUUGACGAUCGACGAGAUUCUAGAAGCUCCUGGGGAAGUGAUUGGAAAAUCCCACUAUGGAACUCUGUAUAAGGCUACGUUACAGAGCACUCAAACGACCCGACUACUCAGAUUCCUCCGGCCGGCCGCUAGCGGAGGGGACGACCAGGACGACGUGGUUCGGCUUCUGGGUUCGAUUCGGCACCGGAAUUUGGUCCCCUUGCUGGGAUUCUACGCCGGCGGGAGGGGCGAGAAGCUUCUGGUUCAUCCGUUCUACGAACAGGGGAAUUUGGCAGAGUUCAUUAGAGUAAGUGAAACAGAAUCAAAAAAUUGGGAGGCCAUUUACAAAAUCGCCAUCGGAAUCGCGAAAGCCCUAGAUCAUCUUCACAACGGAUUACAAAGACCAAUCCCUCACGGAAAUCUCAAGUCCAAGAACAUUCUUCUCGAUCGAAAUCUCGAUCCGCACAUCUCCGAUUUCGGCCUCCAUCUCCUCCUCAACGCCGCCGCAACUCGAGAAAUGCUUCAAGUCUCCGCCGCCGCUGGCUACAAGGCGCCCGAACUUAUCAAGAUGACCGACGCUGAUGAACGCACUGACGUCUACAGCUACGGCAAGAUCUUACUCGAGUUGCUCUCUGCCAAAGAGCCGACGAUCCGAAAUCCGGUUGCUACCGGCGUUUCUGAAGAGCGGAUUCUCAGAUGCCUUGUUCAGAUCGGCGAGGCUUGUUGUCGUUCUUCGCCUAAUCUUCGGCUGGAUUUCAGGGAAGUGAUUGCUAAGAUUGAAGAAAUUGGAAGGAUUGAGAUGGAUUAAUAGGAUUGAUCUUUUUGGGAUGAUUUUGGAGCAAAUGAUCAUUCUUUUUAAUUAAUAUGGCUAAUUUUUCAUUUUUUUCUUGAUAUUCUACAGAAUGAAUAUGGCUGAUUUUUCAUUUUUUUUCCCU
This is a messenger RNA of Benincasa hispida (wax gourd), 1287 nucleotides long. RefSeq names its product putative kinase-like protein TMKL1. Gene Ontology annotation, biological process: protein phosphorylation. Gene Ontology annotation, molecular function: protein kinase activity; ATP binding. The record is from RefSeq and is a predicted model, not a curated record. NCBI's taxonomy places the organism in Eukaryota, Viridiplantae, Streptophyta, Magnoliopsida, Cucurbitales, Cucurbitaceae.